AUGAAGAAACAGUUGAAAUAUUUACUCUACAUUAAUUUAUCGAUCAUUGCUAUUACUGUCUAUACUUUGUUCGAUCUGAUAUGUAUGGCUGUUGAUGGAUCUACGGCAGAUGCCUUCACAUCCUCAGAAUUGGGUCUUCCUUCACAAUACAAUGCCGAGACUCCAGUAGUGAAUCAAAAGAUCCCAAAAAUUAUUCAUCAAACUUACAAGACAGAAAAUAUUCCAAAGCAUUGGGUUGCUGGCCAACAACGUUGCAAGGAUCUACAUCCAGAUUAUAAAUACAUUCUUUGGACCGAUGAGAUGUCUCUACAAUUCAUUAAAGAGGAAUAUCCAUGGUUCUUGGAAACUUUCAAAAGUUACAAAUAUCCUAUUGAAAGAGCAGAUGCUAUUAGGUAUUUUGUUUUGUAUCAUUACGGUGGUGUUUACAUCGAUCUAGAUGAUGGUUGUGAAAGAAGAUUAGAUCCGAUGAUGUCUUCCAACGCUUUCUUGAGAAGAACAAACCCAUCUGGUGUCUCUAAUGACGUCAUGGGUUCGAUUCCGGGCCAUCCCUUCUUUAAGAAAGUAAUGCAUUCUUUAAAAUCGUACAAUAGAAAUUAUUUCUUUGUACCAUAUUUGACUAUUAUGUGUUCUACAGGUCCACUUUUUGUUAGUAUGAUUUGGGUUCAAUUUAAAAGAUGGGGGGUUCCACUUAAUGGUGAUAUCAAGAUCUUACAACCAAAUGAUUAUAAAGGUCAUGAAAAUUCAUUCUUUGCUAUUUCCAAAGGUUCUUCUUGGCAUUUGGAUGAUGCUACCUUCUUUAAAUCGUUGGCAUCUCAUAUCUUAUCCUGUGUUGUUUUCGGGUUUGUUGUCGUAUAUGCAGUCUUAUAUUUCCAAUACGUUGUUUAUUGUUGGUUUGACAAUGAUGAAACCGAAUCAAAUAAUAAUGAUACAACCAUUAUCAUUCAUGAUCAACUCCCAUUACCAGCAGGACAUACUUCUAGAAAUAAAAAAUCUUGGUGGAUUACAUACAUUGUUAAUCCAGUAAGAAAAGGUUUAAGAUUGACAAGUUUGUCUCAUUCGUCAAUCAAGACAAAUCAUGAAUUAGAGGAGAUAAAUUAUGAUUAUGAUUUGAAAAAGUCACCAGAAUAUGUACAAUAUAAACAAUUUGCUGCAUCUACUUCCAACAUUGGCUUUGAUUCAAAUGAAGAUCUUGAUCCUUCCGAAUAUUUGAAUCUAAUGCUUGAUAUAGAGAAAAAUUCUACAAAUGAUCAGUCCAGACAAUCUCCAAAUCUGGAAUAA
Molecule: messenger RNA, 1278 nt
Organism: Henningerozyma blattae CBS 6284
Lineage: Eukaryota; Fungi; Ascomycota; Saccharomycetes; Saccharomycetales; Saccharomycetaceae
Product: glycosyltransferase family 32 protein
Exons: 1
Coding region: 1-1278 (425 amino acids)
Biological process (GO): mannosyl-inositol phosphorylceramide biosynthetic process
Molecular function (GO): mannosyltransferase activity
Source: RefSeq, a predicted model, not a curated record